AUGGCCGCUACCUCCGAAGCUCCCAAUAUGGACCAGCAGGUUGACCUUUCCACAAUCCCCAUCUCUCCCAAUGGCAAGAGUGAGAGCGCCGAGGCCAAGGACGGUGACAAGCCUGUGACUGUUUUCCACGAUAAGGAUAACUUCAAUGUUAAGCACCCGCUUCAGAAUAAGUGGACCUUGUGGUUUACCAAACCCCCGAGUGGAAAAGGUGACAAUUGGAACGAUCUGUUGAAGGAAGUCAUCACCUUUGACUCCGUCGAGGAGUUUUGGGGUGUUUACAACAACGUUGCCCCAGUCUCUGACCUAGCCCUCAAAUCUGACUACCACUUGUUCAAGGCUGGAGUGCGACCCGAAUGGGAAGAUCCUCAGAACAAGCAUGGUGGCAAGUGGUCAUUCCAGUACAAGGAGAAGCGAAACGUCGAUAUUGACCGCCUGUGGCUGCAAGUUAUGAUGGGUGCCAUUGGUGAGACUCUGGAGGAGGAGGACGAUGGCGAGGUCAUGGGUGUCGUUGUCAACGUGCGAAAGGCCUUCUAUCGUAUCGGUGUCUGGACUCGUACCAUUGGCAAAAGCAUUCCGGGCCGUGGAGACGGCGAUGUUGCUGGUGGCAAGGGCCGUAGCGGAGAAAAGAGUAAGGACAUUCUCAUGUCUAUUGGGAGACGUUUCAAGGAGGUUCUCGAGCUCCCCAAUAACGAACAGGUUGAGUUCUCUGGCCACUCUGAUAGUGCUCAUGCUGGCAGUACGAGAGCCAAGGCCAAAUACACUGUAUAA
Messenger RNA from Metarhizium brunneum ARSEF 3297, 768 nucleotides. It is a transcript of the gene tif451, whose product is annotated as Eukaryotic translation initiation factor 4E-1. The record is from RefSeq and is a predicted model, not a curated record. Gene Ontology annotation, biological process: translational initiation. Gene Ontology annotation, cellular component: cytoplasm; eukaryotic translation initiation factor 4F complex. Lineage: Eukaryota; Fungi; Ascomycota; Sordariomycetes; Hypocreales; Clavicipitaceae. Gene Ontology annotation, molecular function: translation initiation factor activity; RNA 7-methylguanosine cap binding.